AUUCCUCCGAAGUGGUUCAGAUUCCGAAAUUUGGCCGUAUUUAUCCUAGUCAUUAUAGUCUUAGUGCAAAUAGGAACGUCCGUCAAAGUUACCAGGAGGAGAUUGAGGAGACCGACGACGACUGCCGCUUCGGUUGCUUCUUCAUCUGAUCAGGAUGUUGCGGCGAGCGUGAGCAGGUUCAGGGUGAGAGGACGCGGAAGCUCGAAGAAGAUCUCCGACAAUUCUCUGUCCGCGUCCAGCGUGUCCAAGAAGGACAAAGAUGGAUACAAGGUCGUUUGCUACUACACCAAUUGGUCGCAGUACCGUCCGAAGGUCGGUAAGUUCUCACCGGAAGACAUCACCCCGGAUCUCUGCACGCACAUCAUCUUCGCUUUCGGUUGGCUGAAGAAGGGCAAACUCUCAUCGUUCGAGAGCAACGACGAGACGAAGGAUGGCAAAGCGGGAUUGUACGAUAAAAUACAUAAACUUAGAAAGGCAAAUCCGGCGCUCAAGACGCUCCUCGCCAUAGGAGGAUGGUCUUUUGGUACGCAAAAGUUCAAAGACAUGGCCGGAAGCAGAUACGCCAGGCAGACGUUCAUCUACAGCUCCAUUCCAUUCUUGAGGGACAGAGGAUUCGACGGUUUGGACAUCGAUUGGGAAUACCCGAAAGGAGCCGAUGAUAAGAAGAACUACGUUCACCUUCUCAAAGAACUUCGCGAGGCCUUCGAAGCUGAAGCUCAAGAAGCUAAGAAACCUAGGUUGUUGCUGUCUGCAGCUGUACCCGUCGGUCCCGACAACAUCAAAUCUGGUUACGAUGUGCCAGCCGUCGCUUCCUACCUGGACUUCAUCAACUUGAUGGCGUACGAUUUCCACGGCAAAUGGGAACGCGAAACGGGACACAACGCCCCGCUUUACGCCCCGAGCACCGACAGCGAAUGGCGCAAGCAAUUGUCCGUCGACCACGCCGCAAGUCUCUGGGUCAAAUUGGGAGCACCCAAGGAGAAGCUGAUCAUCGGAAUGCCGACCUACGGAAGGACCUUCACUCUGAGCAACCUCAGCCGGUACAAAGUUAACUCUCCGGCGAGCGGCGGCGGUAAGGAAGGCACGUACACGAAGGAAUCCGGAUUCUUGGCUUACUACGAAGUCUGCGAGAUGCUGAGGAAUGGAGCCUCGUACGUUUGGGACGAUGAAAUGAAGGUACCAUACGCGAUUCACGGAGAUCAAUGGGUCGGUUUCGAUGACGAAAGAUCGAUCCGUCACAAGAUGAAGUGGAUCAAGGAGAGCGGUUUCGGAGGAGCCAUGGUUUGGACCGUCGACAUGGACGAUUUCACUGGCACCGUCUGCGGUGGUAACGUUAAAUAUCCGCUCAUCGGAGCCAUGAGAGAGGAAUUGCGCGGUGUUUCUCGCGGCAAAGGAGCCAAGGAUAUUGACUGGGAGGAAGUGGCCGGUGGUGUUGAAGAAGACGAAGAGGAUGAGAUUGAAAAACCAGAACCGGCGAAGGUAGCCGUCUCCGAGGUUCUGAAGAGGGUCAGGAAACCAAGCAAGAAGGCGCAUUUGAAGGGAGCCUCCACUUCGAGCAGACGCACGCGUCCACCGCAGGUGUUCUGUUACAUCACCAAUUGGUCGCAGAAGAGGCCAGGUGCCGGAAAGUUCACCCCAGAAGACAUCAACGCGAAUCUCUGCACGCACGUUAUUUACGCGUUCGCCACGCUGAAAGAUUUCAAAUUGGCGGAAGCAGACAGCAAAGAUGAUGAAAUGUACGAUAGGGUUAUUGCGUUGCGCGAAAAGAACGCCGAUUUGAAGGUGUUGUUGGCGAUCGGCGGUUGGGCUUUCGGAUCAACUCCAUUCAAAGAGCUGACCGGGAACUCGUUCAGGAUGAAUCAAUUCGUUUACGACUCCAUCGACUUCUUGAGGGAUUACAAGUUCAACGGUUUGGAUGUGGAUUGGGAGUAUCCGAGGGGAGCUGACGACCGCGUCGCGUAUGUUAACUUGCUGAAGGAGCUCAGGUUGGCGUUCGAAGGCGAAGCGAAGAGCAGCGGACAACCUAGGUUGCUGUUGACUGCAGCUGUACCGGCCAGCUUUGAGGCUAUUGCCGCCGGCUACGACGUCCCUGAGAUCAGCAAAUACUUGGACUUCAUCAACGUGAUGACCUACGAUUUCCACGGACAAUGGGAGCGCACCGUCGGACACAACUCUCCGCUGUUCCCGCUGGAAAGCGCCACCAGUCACCAGAAGAAAUUGACUGUGGAUUAUUCGGCUAGGGAAUGGGUGAAGCAAGGCGCGCCUAAAGAGAAGUUGAUGAUCGGAAUGCCCACAUAUGGAAGAAGUUUCGAGCUGGUGAACACGACGCAAUUCGAUAUUGGAGCCGCCGCUUCCGGUGGAGGCGUUGCUGGAAAAUACACAUCUGAGCCGGGAUUCAUGAGCUUCUACGAGAUUUGCGACUUCCUCCAAGAAGAUAACACGACGUUGGUUUGGGACAACGAGCAACAGGUACCAUUCGCUUACAGGAAGAACCAGUGGGUCGGAUUCGAUGAUGAAAGAAGUCUUAAAACGAAGAUGGCUUGGUUGAAGGAGGAAGGUUUCGGUGGAAUCAUGAUCUGGUCCGUGGACAUGGACGAUUUCCGGGGACAAUGCGGAAGCGGUAAAUUCCCUCUGAUGCAGGCGAUGACUCAGGAAUUGGAUGGAUACAAAGUGAAAUUGGAAUAUUCCGGACCGUUCGAGAGUUCCAGUCCCAUCGGCCAAUACACGACUAAAGAUCCGAACGAGGUAACUUGCGAAGAGGAGGAAGGUCACAUUUCUUACCAUAAGGACAACAACGAUUGCACGAGAUACUACAUGUGCGAAGGCGAGAGGAAGCAUCACAUGCCUUGCCCGGUCAAUCUGGUCUUCAAUCCCGAUCAGAACGUUUGCGAUUGGCCAGAGAACGUUGAAGGAUGCAUGGAACACACCCAGGCGCCGCCCACGCGCAGAUAAUUUUAGCGAAAGACGAAGAAAGUUAAAGAGAAAAGAACACGCACUCAAGCACACACAGGCCUAAAAACACACACAAAAAAAGAACACAAAUACUCCCCUAAUUCUGCUAUGUCCCCCCCAAUCUAACGCAAAUACCCGCGAUUCCCAAGAGGAAUGAAUAAAACGACUUUAUUAUUAGAAGCAACAGCAAACAAACAAAAAAAAAAUGAAGAUAAUAAUGAAAAACC
Messenger RNA from Nicrophorus vespilloides, 3179 nucleotides. It is a transcript of the gene Cht7, whose product is annotated as probable chitinase 3. Gene Ontology annotation, biological process: carbohydrate metabolic process; chitin catabolic process. Gene Ontology annotation, molecular function: hydrolase activity, hydrolyzing O-glycosyl compounds; chitin binding. The record is from RefSeq and is a predicted model, not a curated record. NCBI's taxonomy places the organism in Eukaryota, Metazoa, Arthropoda, Insecta, Coleoptera, Silphidae. Gene Ontology annotation, cellular component: extracellular region.